CAGGAUCUCAGGGCCUGGGGACCCACGCUGAGCGAAGGCGCGCCGUCGUACUCCUGGGCCUCCUGUGAUUGCUCCGAGCGCCUGGGCUCGAGCUUUGCGGGUGCCGCUCGCCACGGGCGAGAACAGACUGAGGCGGGCAUCGACCACGAUGGCUCGAUCCAUCCGGAAGAAGCUGGAGGCACGGCCCCAGUGGCGACCCAAGGGAGGCGGCACGAAGCGCGGCCCGAGGGAUGGCCCGCACACGCAGGCGGAGGCAGCCGCGACGUCCGGGCACCUGCUCGGGCCGCCGGCGGGGAUCCGGAGCAAGCUCGAGGAGGAGCGGGGCCAGGCGGUGGAGCCGAGAGGCUGGCCCGCUGCCGACGUCGGGCGGCAGGUGCACCUCGACGCGUGCUGCUCCGCGGCACCGCCCUCCGGCCUGCCGCACACGCCCGGCGGCACGAGCACGGGCGGCAUGCCGCCCCGGCGUGCCCCGCCGCAGGCCUCUGGCGCCGACAUCCACGAGCCGCGCAGGCCCCCGUCGCCGUGUGCACCGGGGGGCCAGUCGGGCAACGAGACCCGGGCGGGCUCCGAGUCCUCGCGCGCCAGCGGCCUGCUCCGCGGGGCUGCGCCCACGGGCGCACGGCCCUGCGGGAGAGCGGGGGUCGGCCCCGACCGGGGGCGUGGGCACCAGAGAGUGGCAGCGCAGGAGCGGCAGGUGCCGAUGCAGGAGUUCGCCAUCAUCCUAGACAAGAGGUUUGGCGAUGUUCUCGGUGUCAAGGUGGACACGGAAGGCGGCGACGACGCAUCUCUGUGCAUCGAGCACAUCAUGAAGUCAGGGCUGCUUCCGCUCUGGAAUGCGAACAACCCGCAGAAGCCCGUCAAGAUUGGAGAUCGCAUCAUCGAUGUAAAUGGCCAGAGGGGUUCGGCGGCGAACCUCAUCGCGCAACUGCAGCAAUUCCAGCUCCAGCAGAUCAUCAUUGGCCGAAAGGCUCAGCUCGACACGCAGCAGGCGCGAGCCCUGAGGGGGCCGGUGGCCGCUGUCGCCAUCGCCCCGGCGGCGCACGAACCCUCGGCCCGCCUGAGUGCGGAUCGCACGUGGGGGCCACUCGACGGCAGAUGGUUCGACAGUUGCGGCGAGGUUGGAACCAUCGCAGGAUCGAUUAUACACUGGGCACAUCGAGCCGACGACAGCGACGGAACCACGGAGUUGACCCUCACAGGCGUCACCGUCCAUAUGAAUUACCUCGGGCAGAUGCUAUGCGGGGUCCUACAAGGCGAACAGUUCGGAUUUGGUCAAAAAGCGACGUGUGGUGGAGGCACGUCCGCGACGCCUCGGAGGAGUGAUCCCCGCGCGCUCCUGCAGCUCUACGGCGUAGCACCUCGCUGAUCGCCUCCAGUUUUGUUCGCGGCGAGGGGGGGAAUACUAAGGCAGGCGAGGGGGCGGCGGCAGGUCUUCGCUCCGACGUCCAGUCGCGCUGCUCGCUGCUCCUUCUCCUCGUCAGCGCCGGCCUCGUGCUCCUGGUCCUCCCUCGCCGACUGUUCCCCGUCCGCCACCAGCUGGGGACAGCAUGUCAACCGCAGGCUCACUGACUCGAGGCAGCACUUCUACGUCGGUUGGCGAAUGCAGGCUAGUUCUCUUGCGAAUGGUAUGAAGGUCGCCUGUUCGCGCCCUGCCUUGUCCCUAACGUGGGUAUCUCGGCAGAUUGUCCUUUUCAUGCCUUCCUGUGGGAAGAUUGUUGUUGCAUGAGUGUCUGCGUCGCCUACCAGGAGCUCGACUGCUCCUGACACACGGACGCUGAAGUCCCCCAUUCGAGUUCCAGCUGAAGCCCUGAAGUUGAGGAGCGUUGUGAUGAGUUCAUCUGCGCUCAACGGUAUCGCUUGGAAUUCAAAUGCCGUCGCGAACCCAUUAUAAGUUAUGUAUAUGUUCAUCUCGUUAUUGCGUUCUCUCUCUCAUUCCCUCUCUCCCUCUUCCCCUUUUCUCUCUCUCUCUCUCUCUGUAAGAUAGGUCGAUCGACAUGUCGAUAUCCGCUGUUCGCCGAGGGCAGCACAAGCUUCUCAUGGUUGGAGGAGGGGGCCACGCAACACUUACAGGCCCACGCCUCUCGGCUUACUUCUUGGUUGGCUCUUGGCACUGCGGGCCCAGCGCUGCCCACCGACGCAAGGGGUAGACCCGCAAGUCCAGUGUUGCAGCCCUGGCACGGGUGGUGCAGCUCUGCAACGCGCGGCUCGAAUGUUUCAAUGGGUCAUGCCGCUAGGGCCACGCGUUCCUCUUCCCUCCACUCCCACGUUCCUCUUCUCCCCGAGCCCCCCUCUUCCCUCCAGCUCUGCUCACCACUCGCCCAGAACCCAGGCUCCCAUGCACGUCUCCAGUGCCCAGUGCCCCAGCCAGCGCGCGGCACGAGCUGCCAAAACAACAAGGUCGUCCUCGUCUUCUGGCUGGGGUGUCCUCCUGUGCUGCAGUGCGCGUCCAAGUCCCAGGGGCAGGGAGCCUUACGAUCAGGAGCGUUUGCACAUAGCCACCCUGCUUUGUUACAGGCAGAGUGGAGCUGAAAGAUAGCGAUCGCAGGUCGUUCCUAGGGCAGCUCAGCUUUGGAUGGCUGCUUUUUGAAGGGUGGCAGC
Messenger RNA from Prorocentrum cordatum, 2598 nucleotides. NCBI's taxonomy places the organism in Eukaryota, Dinophyceae, Prorocentrales, Prorocentraceae. The record is from the annotation of a GenBank genome assembly.